GCAAAGCCUCUCUUUGUCGACACCUUGGAACCGCGCAGCAAACAUAAUCUACCACCCUGCUUAUGAUUACUGCAGCAGCACUUGUCCGGAGUCAAUCCCACCCUUACUACCUAAUUGUUUCAUUCCGGCUCAUAGUCCACGGCGUCUCCUUCGUCCUAUGAUACAUCUCCCACCUCAGUUCCAACUCCGCUCCGCUCCUUGCUCAAUUAGUCUAGACGACUUCCCAAGUUGGCCGCAGCCUCAUACCUCUCGCCCAAAGGCUGAGGUCGCUAGAACUUCAACCUCAUACCUGAUCAAGGCAAGAGUUGGACUAAAUACCUUCAUGAUGGCUCACAGUCUUUGAGUGCCCCUCGUGGCCGCCCACGGGUUACCCAAGUGGUCUCACUCGCAAGGACCAACCCAUCCUGCCGCCAUACCUGAGGCAUGGCUGAGAUGACUUGGGAAAAGCCUGCGGUCUCAGACAAUAUUUCUUCCACAAGAGCGCUCCAGACAAACCUGACACGGUCCAAGGAGAACUCACCCAACCGUCAGCAUAUGGGUGGACCAGGCCCUGCCGUCGAUCUCAACGGUGCUCUGGACGACCCAGCCUACCGGUCAGAACCCUCAAAGUUGUCUGCCACACAAGGGCCUCCUUCUGAAAAUGUCAGCCCCCUUUCCGCCGUCCCAAAUCCCACGGGUGGUUUCAAGCAGCCACUCGGGGCUCCCUUUGCUCCCCUCUCCAUCAAUUCGAACCAUCUCGACACUUCAACCUCGCCGGGGAAAGAAGUUCCUGACGCAGAUAACGCCUUGAACGGCAGCGGAACUGCUUAUGGCAAUGGCACGCCCACUGCGCCGAGAAAGAGUGUGCAAUUCUCAAGAGACACGGAAGAAAUUGAUAUCCCCAUCCUUGGCCAGAGCACUCCGCCGCUUGACGGUUCAGAACUUGAUAAACCUCAGUCUUUAUAUGCGAGACUAAGAGCACUGGCCAUUCCCCAAGGAUUUAGCCAUUCUAGAUCUGCUAGUGGACUGUCGACUUCUGCACGUUCGGCCGAUGGCAAAGACGCCGACGCUCAGAACAACUAUUUUGGUCGCCAUGACAAUGCACUUGCAGCAACCUUGGAAGAGGAUAGUGCCGAAGAGGCUGAUGAUGACGCAGACGGAGAGGACAGUGCAGCAGAACGUAGAGAACCACAACCGACCUCUCGCACUCGGCGCAAACGCAGGAUCCGCCGCUUCGACAACAUCGAAACCGCUCCAUCGUCACCAAAUAGCCCAAUGCGUCCGGGCCUAGCAAGUGUCCCACAGGCCUCUGACCGUCCACGUCCCCCCGUUUUGGUCAGGAGGGUGACUGAUACUGACAUGCCUCAUAAUCACAAACACCAAGGUUUGUCCGAAGAUGAAGGCCACCGCAACUUGUCACGAGAGACCAGUGCCUGGACACCACGUCAUCCACUGCGUGGCCUGAGUUAUGGAGGACAGAGAAAGCCUGGUGAUUCAACUCCAGAAGGUCAGAAACGACCUCUGACACUCUUGAAUUUUGCUGGUAUCACUUCAUCUCGAGAAGCGGCACCUUCUGAUCCUACAACACCAAAGACUCCUUCUCGCCGUAAGAUCAUGUCCGAAAGAGGAACUUCCCUCAGUGCUGCCAAAUGGAAGCAGCUGAAGAACAGUUUGCGUCUUUUAGGCCAAACUAGAAAGAAGGAACGAACUCCCGACCACGAAAAGUCGGCCGAACUCCUGGCUGAGCUCGCAGCUGGGACCCCUGCAGCCCUCAUGCUGGCUAGCAUGUUCCAACGUGAUGAACAUGACAACCGAAGGAUUCCCAUCCUCAUGGAACAAUUGAAGCUUAGAAUCACCGACAGUGAGGUGGACAAGGACCGAUACAAAGAAGCAGACGUCAGCACCCCCAGCGAUCGACAUUUGAUCUUUCGCAUUGAGCUUGAGUAUGGCAAUGGCAUCAACAGAAUGAAGUGGGUGGUGAAGCGCUCAUUGGGUGACUUUAUCAAUCUACAUGCCAAGUACAAGCUCCACUACGGCUCUGAACGUUUGAAGGGGAGGGGAGAUGCCUCCCUGGACAAGUUUCCCAAGUUUCCUCGAAGUGCCUUUCCCUAUCUCAAGACAUGGCGAGGACUGGACGAUGAAACAGAGGAAGAUGAUGAUCCUGCCAACAAUCCCGACGAUACUGCUGCUACUGACACAGAAGGUCGAACUCCAAAACUGCAAAGUCGUCCCUCGUUCAUGCCUAGUCGACGGAGGUCUAGUGUUGGAGGAAUCCAAGAUCCCGAAUCAGGCGGAUUGCGUCGAGAUCUUCGCUUCGCUGAUCGUCAGCGGAAGAAACUGGAACUCUACCUUCAGCUGAUGAUCAAGUUUCUGCUGUUCCGACCUGAGAGCAAUCGCCUGUGCAAAUUUCUCGAAGUUUCCGCACUGGGCAUGCGGCUCGCUGCAGAGGGCAGCUUCCACGGCAAGGAGGGUUAUUUGCUCAUCCGCUCUGCCAAAGGUCUAGAUUUUCGCAGAGCACUCACGCCUGCUAAUAUCACACAUCGACAUACUCCGAAAUGGUUUCUCGUUCGCCAUAGCUACGUUGUAUGUGUGGACUCCCCAGAGGAGAUGCAUAUCUACGAUGUCUUCCUUUUCGACUCCGACUUUCGCAUCCAGUCUAAACGAAGACUGAAAAACCAUCCCAGGGCCAAAGGCUUGGCUGACGCUGCAAGAGAAUCGACCGGGCAGCAUCAUCGAUUGAAGCUGAUAAAUUCUGAGAGAAGACUCAAGCUCCUCGCUCGUGGCGAGAGACAAUUGCAUCAAUUCGAAGAGUCGAUCCGAAACAUGAUCGAGAUUUCACCCUGGGUGAAAAUCAACCGAUUCGACAGCUUUGCUCCCAUCCGACCCAAUUGUUUUGCACAGUGGCUGGUUGAUGGAAGAGACUACAUGUGGGUUGUCUCUCGUGCGAUCAACCAGGCCAAAGAUGUCAUCUAUAUCCAUGACUGGUGGCUCAGCCCUGAGCUGUACAUGCGUCGACCUCCCGCCAUUAGCCAGAAGUGGCGCCUUGACCGCCUGCUCAAACGAAAGGCGGAACAAGGUGUCAAGAUUUUCGUCAUCGUCUAUCGAAAUAUCGAGUCUGCCAUUCCUAUCGAUUCGCAGUAUACCAAAUUCUCGCUUCUCGAUCUUCAUCCAAACGUCUUUGUCCAAAGGUCGCCUAAUCAAUUCAGGCAGAAUACCUUUUUCUGGGCCCAUCACGAAAAGAUCUGUAUCGUUGAUCAUACCCUUGCUUUCGUUGGCGGGAUUGACUUGUGCUUCGGACGAUGGGAUACACCUCAACAUACAUUGGUCGAUGAUAAAUCCACCGGUUUCGAGGCAAGCGAUCAGCCCAAGGAUGCUGACCAUUGCCAGCUCUGGCCUGGAAAAGACUACUCCAACCCGCGGAUCCAAGAUUUCUACAAUUUGAAUAAGCCGUACGAAGAAAUGUAUGAUCGGACACGUAUCGCGCGAAUGCCCUGGCACGAUAUUUCCAUGCAAGUUGUCGGCCAACCAGCUCGAGAUCUGACGAGACACUUUGUCCAAAGAUGGAACUAUAUCCUGCGGCAGCGUAAGCCAACACGCCCCACACCUUUCUUGCUACCUCCACCAGACUUCAACCCAGCAGACCUGGAAGCCCUCGGACUCGAUGGGACUUGCGAGGUGCAGAUUCUGCGGUCAGCUGGACCAUGGUCCCUGGGCACCCCAGACAAGACCGAGCACAGCAUCAUGAAUGCCUACGUCAAAAUGAUUGAAGAGUCUGAACACUUUGUGUAUAUGGAGAACCAGUUUUUCAUCACCAGCUGUGAGACAGAAGGUGCAACGGUCCAUAACAAAAUCGGAGACGCGCUCGUCGAACGCAUCACUCGAGCGUCCAAAAACGGGGAAGCAUGGCGAGCUAUCAUCAUUAUUCCCCUAAUUCCAGGAUUUCAGAACACUGUCGAGCAAGAAGGAGGUACCAGCGUUCGUCUCAUCAUGCAGUACCAGUAUCGAAGCAUUUGUCGAGGAGAGUCAUCCAUUUUUGGACGCCUGAAGCAUGCUGGAGUAGAGCCUGAGGACUACAUCCAGUUUUACAGCUUGCGACAAUGGGGCAGACUCGGCCCGAACAAAACGCUGGUCACCGAGCAGCUCUACAUACAUGCGAAAUGCAUCAUUGUUGACGACAGGGUGGCAUUGAUUGGUUCUGCCAACAUCAACGAACGGUCCAUGUUAGGCAACCGCGAUUCCGAGUGUGCAGCGAUUGUACGUGACACUGAUUUACUAUGGUCAACUAUGAAUGGGAAACCGUACCAGGUCGGAAGAUUUCCUCACACUCUACGCAUGCGCUUGAUGCGCGAACAUUUGGGCCUUGAUGUCGACAAAAUCAUGGAAGAUGCUCAAGUCAUGGAGGCCGAGCAUCAGAAGUCAGAGAUUGCCGGCAGAUCUACCAAAUCUCCAUCUCACGGUGAUGAAGUUGCAAGUCCACAAUCUGAAGAGGAAGACACAUUGACUCCACUCGGAAAAAGAACAGCAGAGCUCCGAGAAGAAUUACUGAAACGAUCAGAAGAACUCAAGAGUUUCAAUCAUGAUGUUGAUUGGGAGCAACAGGACAAUCCUAAUCUCAAAAGCAAUCGCAAGCUAACAGAAGACUCUCGUGUGACCGGAAACGCAAAUCAUCGACAAGAUGUGGAAGGUCAAGGAUUCGACCACAUGGCGGAGGCGGACGCCGCGGGCCUGAUCGUUGGAAGAGAUUCAGCUAUCGCCAAGGGAGCUAGAGAGGUUCUAAUUGCAAAUCUUGACACCGAGGGUAGGGCUACGGUACAGAACCCUCGCCGACAUGGUGAAGCAGUACGUCUUCCUUCUUACGUUGCUAAGCAAGAGGUGCCCAACCCACCAUUCCCUCCAAGACCAACAGCCGAGCGUAUGAACACUGAACAGCUUGGGCUUCCAAUGCUCUCGAUAUUACCUGCCCUGCCUCCGGGAGACGAUACCGAUAUCGGCGGUCCUCCUCUAGAGAAACUAACCUCCAAAGACUCCGUGCGUACGAGACAUCCUUUGAUGAACGACCUGCGUCGACCUAUGGUUGACCGUGAUUGUAUGAUGGACCCCAUACAUGAUGCUUUCCUGUACGACACUUGGCAUGCUGUGGCUGAAAACAAUACCAAGAUCUAUCGAUCAGUGUUCAGGUGUAUGCCCGACAACCAGGUUAGGACUUGGGAAGAUUAUCGUCAAUACAUUGCAUAUGAGCAUAGAUUCAACCAGCUCCAGGGCCAUGACAUUCCCAAUGACGACAAGAUCCCUCACCCUUCCAAGUCAGGACCUGACACUAAGAGUGGACCACCGGGUGCUGGAUCCCACGCUCCUGGUGCCCAGCUCAAGUCGAUCGCUAAAGUGCCCAGUGAUCUGGAGAAGCACACAGGUGAUAUCAAAGACAGGGUCAAGGAAGUCUUUGGUGGCGAAGGAAAAGAGGGUCAAGAGACAUCCGAGAAGAACGAUCUACGAGCGUGGGCAGCGGAAGCCAACCAGGCACAAGCCGACCGAGAAGGGGUGUCCGUGGCAGAGAGGCAAGGGAUCCCUACCCUGCAUCGCCAAGAGACGUUGACCGAAGAGAGGUCGGGAUUGCAGACCGUUAUUGAAGGACAAGUCAUCUCAGACGAAAUCAGUGGAGAAGAUGAUGAGGGCAGCAUGGAACCUCCCAACAGCAGUCCUAGUACCAACACGGUGGUUGAUAAGGAGACAUUGAGCAAUGGAGAUACUCCAACGAUAAGCGGUAGCUUUGUGGGAUACUCUGAAGCGACCAAUGUGAAUUCUGCGCAAGGUGCGUCAGCGACUGGCAAGCAGCGGCGAAGAAGGGCCACAACGAGAUCGAGUCGACGCGAGUUUAGCGCUAGUGACGAUAUUCUCAGCGUUCCUGAAGCGGAAGAGCUGCUGGAUUGUGUUCAAGGACAUUUGAUUAUUUGGCCUUAUGAUUGGUGAGUGAUGACUGAGCUGGCGUUCCUGGGAACUGUUCUAAUGAGUAUUUGCAGGCUGGAAAAGGUUGAGGCGGGAAGCAAUUGGCUGUUCCCGUUCGACCAGAUCAGUCCGAUUGAAAUCUAUAUCUAAUCCUCUUGACUUGUGGAAGAGCGGCUUAGCUUGACAGUUGAUCGACACACACAUGCCUUGGAUCAACAGGACCUGGUGGAGAGGACGAGAAAGGCAGAAAACAAGAGAAGGAACCGGUUCACAGGCGACGAAAGAAUUGUUUCCAUUGAGAAUGGGCGGACCAAAGCAUUUUAAAGAGAAAGAACAUAUGGCGGACGAAGAGGCUGAGAUGUGACCAAGCAAAGCUCCGCUCCGCUCGGCCCUGUACGUUGCUGAUUUGCAUGCCGUGCAGCAAACCACACCAGUGUUGUGGGCAAGUGAAAUGCAGCUUUGUUUCCAUAUACGAUCGAAUUAGCGGGUGCGGGUAUGCGGGCGGAUUAACGGCUUUCAUUGGGUUCGGGCAAGCACAAAACAGAUGAAUAGUCAUCACUUCAUUAUUCUUAUUGUUAUCAUUACCUACUAUUCCGUUUAUUAAUGGAAGGCGGAGAUGAAAAAGAAACAGGUGGAAGGGGAAGUGAGUAGGCAGGCAGGCAGGCAGGCAGGCAGUUGACCGAGGCUGGCCUGGCUGGCUUGGACGAGAAGAGUGACGCAGGAUGGGAGCAAAAGGUGUCUGCCGGUGUCACUGUUGAUCGAGGUCGAGUUCACUCAUCAUCUGUGUGACUGCUGUCAAUACCUCUCUACCUCUACCUCUUCUCCUCCCUCUAUAAGGGCUGUUGGUUCACGUCCGACUUUACACACACGUACACACAUACACAUACCUCCGAACUACUAGCUAUUCCUGUCCUACAGCCCAGCUUGUAAUGACAAUAGAUUUAUUUUCUUUUUCUUCAC
Molecule: messenger RNA, 6882 nt
Organism: Exophiala mesophila
Lineage: Eukaryota; Fungi; Ascomycota; Eurotiomycetes; Chaetothyriales; Herpotrichiellaceae
Exons: 2
Coding region: 424-5946 (1840 amino acids)
Biological process (GO): cell motility
Molecular function (GO): catalytic activity; phosphatidylinositol binding
Source: RefSeq, a predicted model, not a curated record